This is a messenger RNA of Lampris incognitus (smalleye Pacific opah), 1222 nucleotides long. It is a transcript of the gene ppp1r17, whose product is annotated as protein phosphatase 1 regulatory subunit 17. Lineage: Eukaryota; Metazoa; Chordata; Actinopteri; Lampriformes; Lampridae. The record is from RefSeq and is a predicted model, not a curated record. The transcript has 3 exons. Bases 4 to 924 code for a protein of 306 amino acids.
GUCAUGGAUAAUGGAUGUGGGUGCUUGCGUUGGGACUGGGCGGGGCCAGUGUGUGUGUCAUGUGGCCCGUGUGAACAGCAGGAGUGCCUGGAGAAGAAGAGAGAAGAAGUCCUGGAGGCCCCAGACAUGGCGACCGGCUGCAUGAGGACAGCCCGAGACACCGGCAAACACUGGCUGAUGGCCCAGGAGAGCAGCCGCUACCAGGAGAUGCCGGGGUGCCUGUCGGAGAAGGAGGCGGGCGUGACAGACCAGGAGAUGACGGGGUGCCUGUUGGAGAGGGAGGCGGGCCGGACAGACCAGGAGAUGCCGGGGUGCCUGUUGGAGAGGGAGGUGGGCCUGACAGACCAGGAGAUGCCGGGGUGCCUGUUGGAGAGGGAGGUGGGCCUGACAGACCAGGAGAUGCCGGGGUGCCUGUUGGAGAGGGAGGUGGGCCUGACAGACAAGGAGAUGCCGGGGUGCCUGUUGGAGAGGGAGGUGGGCCUGACAGACCAGGAGAUGCCGGGGUGCCUGUUGGAGAAGGAGGUGGGCCUGACAGACCAGAAGAUGCCAGGGUGCCUGUUGGAGAAGGAGGCGGGCCUGACAGACCAGGAGAUGCCGGGGUGCCUGUUGGAGAGGGAGGCGGGCCUGACAGACCAGGAGAUGCCGGGGUGCCUGUUGGAGAGGGAGGUGGGCCUGACAGUGGGCCUGACAGACCAGAAGAUGCCGGGGUGCCUUUUGGAGAAGGAGGCGGGUGUGGACACAGAAGAGAAACACGUCUUGGAGGAGGCCCUCAGCCAGGAGCAGCAGGACGACCAGCACAAGAAACCUCGUAGGAAAGACACCCCGGUGCUCAGUGCACCCCCACAUUUACCAGGAGUGAAACUGAUGAAGCAAGAGAAGCCCUUGAUCCAUUCGGAGGAUGAAGAGGAGGAGGCGCAGGAUUAGAGAGUUGUAGCGCUUUAGUCAGUGAUUCGUGUCUGUGCUUGAUAAAUGUUGUAUCUGCACCAGUUGAUAGCAUGCAGCUUUGCACCAGUGCACGCUUGCUACCUCGCUUUCAGAGUGUACACGCCAACGACCGCCUCUUUACGGAGGGCGGCACAAAGACUGACCGUCUGCCUGACGGCGCCGGGCCCGGCUGAUGCCUGGCACUUGAUUUUUGAUAACAGUCAACAUACGUGGUGUUGGAGGUAAUGAUUUUAAUAAAAUUGUUUCCAUUUCAUCGGACAAACACGCUGUUCUUUAU